AUGACGGAGCCGUUGGUACGACAGCUUCAGCAAUAUGUGCCCAAUAUAGAAGUUGAAAUUGUAUCGCAAGGAGCCGAGGCUUUGGUUUUCCAAACCAGCACACAUCCUUAUAUAGAGCAUCCCUUUUUACGAAACCAAACCAAAUUCAUUAUUAAAUACAGGCCGCUGAAACCAUAUAGGCAUCCCAAAAUCGAUGCACAAAUUACCAAGAGCCGUACUAUUGGCGAGGCGAAAUUUAUGUGUAAAUUGAGCAAAUUGGGGAUACAGAGUCCCUCUUUGAUUUCGUGCGAUUUCCCUAAAGGGAUAAUAUGGAUGGAGUACUUGGGCCAAGCAUUGCCCAAUGGUGAAAUCAGCUCAUUUAAGAACUGGCUAUGGUAUUUGGAGAAGCAUGUAAAAGAUAUCAAGGCGUGCACCAGUGAUGAAGUGGAAAAAGUUUGUUUUGAUGUUGGGGUCUUGAUUGGACGUUUGCAUUUGAACGAUAUGGUACAUGGAGAUUUAACAAGCUCCAAUAUUCUCUUGCAGCCUGUAGAAACCGAAAACCAAACAAUACAAGCCAAUAAAGUUUCAUGGGAACCUGCGUUGAUAGAUUUUGGGCUCUCGUCAUUCUCGGGAUUACCCGAAGACAAAGCCGUUGACUUGUACGUGCUUGAGAGGGCGGUGGAUAGCACUCACUCUGAUUUCGCUAAACGCUAUAACGAGUGGCUCUUAAAGGGCUACGAAAAAGCUCAUAAUUUACAAGAGUUUGAAAAGUUUGGUAAAAAGAAACAUUUAGAGACGAUAAAGAGGUUGGAGGAAGUACGUCUUCGCGAAUUAGCAAUGGAAGCACAGAACAGAAGAGUUGACGCAACUUUGUUAAAAUCGAACCAAAAUAAAUUGGUUCGAAUAAUAGGUAAAUGUGAAUCUUAUGACACUAAUACUUACAAGGCAACGUUAUUGUGUAAUGGACCAGUAACGCUAGAUUUAUCUCUGAGUGAUCAAAAGGAUCUCAUUACGGCGGGAAAAUAUUAUGAAAUAGUAGGUAAGAUUAGUAAUAAUCCUUCAGAUUUGAAAAUCCACGUGUACUCGGUGAUUGAAAUGAGUGAUAAUUUGAAUAUAAAUGCGGUUGAAAAGUUGGUGUCAUAUUGUCAAAAAGUUCCCGAGUUGUUUCACGAGUGA
This is a messenger RNA of Lodderomyces oxycetoniae, 1155 nucleotides long. RefSeq lists its product as uncharacterized. Bases 1 to 1155 code for a protein of 384 amino acids. Gene Ontology annotation, biological process: protein phosphorylation; DNA repair; DNA replication. Lineage: Eukaryota; Fungi; Ascomycota; Pichiomycetes; Serinales; Debaryomycetaceae. Gene Ontology annotation, molecular function: DNA binding; protein serine/threonine kinase activity. The record is from RefSeq and is a predicted model, not a curated record. The transcript is spliced from 2 exons. Gene Ontology annotation, cellular component: EKC/KEOPS complex; cytosol; nucleus.